This is a messenger RNA of Kickxella alabastrina, 1518 nucleotides long. RefSeq names its product WD40-repeat-containing domain protein. Lineage: Eukaryota; Fungi; Kickxellomycota; Kickxellomycetes; Kickxellales; Kickxellaceae. The record is from RefSeq and is a predicted model, not a curated record. Bases 188 to 1264 code for a protein of 358 amino acids. The transcript is spliced from 3 exons. Gene Ontology annotation, molecular function: phosphatidylinositol-3-phosphate binding; protein binding; phosphatidylinositol-3,5-bisphosphate binding. Gene Ontology annotation, cellular component: extrinsic component of membrane; phagophore assembly site membrane; cytosol. Gene Ontology annotation, biological process: nucleophagy; autophagy of mitochondrion; protein localization to phagophore assembly site.
CAAGCACACAGCACAGGCACGCACACACGCUCGCGUCCUCCUCUUUUCUCAUUCCACACAACUUUAUAUUCUUAUUGUAUUUGUUCACUUUCCAAACCAACCCGCAAAUUCACCCUCGCCAAUUCACCCUCGCCAAUUCACUCUCGCCAGUUCGCUCUCGCUCUCGCCCUCUACAUUUGCAGCUUCAAUGGACGUUGGACGCCCAGCCCCCCGCGCCGCCGCCGCCGCUGCCGCCUACAGCUCGCAGGAUGGCUACGCGCCAGAGCUGCUCUACGCCACCUUCAACCAGGACUACGGGUGCUUUGCCAUUGGCACGCAGACCGGCUUCAGGAUAUUCAACAGCGACCCGUACAAGGAGAAGAUGCGGCGCGAGUUCAAGGACGGCGGCAUUGGCAUCGUCGCCAUGCUGUACAGAUCCAACUACCUGGCCUUUGUUGGCGGCGGCCGCAACCCAUGCUUCCCGCCAAACAAAGUCAUGCUGUGGGACGACGCCAGUUCAAAUAUCAUCGCCGAGCUCGAGUUCCGCUCGGACGUGCUGAACGUGCAGCUGCAGCGCGACCGUAUCGUUGUUGUGCUGCGCAACAAGUGCAUCGUGUGUUCGCUCGAGGCGAAGCCCCGCCACCUGCACGCCUUUGAGACCGCAGACAACGACCGCGGCGCCAUGGCCAUCAGUGGCGCCAGCGACGCCGGCAUUCUGGCCUUUCCCGGCCGCCAGAAGGGCCACAUCCAGAUCGUCGACCUGCACUCCGCACUGGCCGUCAGCGCCGAUGGCACAAUGGUUGCCAGCGCUAGCGAGAAGGGCACGCUGAUCCGCAUUUUCGACACCAUGAGCGGCCGCCUGGUGCACGAGCUGCGCCGCGGCGUCGAUCGCGCCGACAUCUACAGCAUUGCAUUCAGCCCCGACAACACGCGCCUGUGCGUGUCCUCGGACAAGGGCACCGUCCACAUAUUCAACCUCGAUUCCAAGGACCCUGCCGCCCAACAGUGCUCACCGGCCCCAGCCUCGGCGUCGGCGUCGGCGUCGGCUGCAGGCAACCGCCAGUCGAACUUCAAGUUCAUGAAGGACCUUUUGCCAAAGUACUUUUCGUCCGAGUGGUCGUUCGCUCACUUCCGUGUGGCCAACGAGGUGCGCUGCAUAUGCGGCUUUGGCAACGAGCGCAACAGCGUCAUUGUCUUGUGUGCCGACGGCACCGCUCAAAAAUACUCCUUCGACUCGUACCGUGGAAACUGCGUCCGGGAGUGGUAUCGCAAGUUCAUUGACUGAGCAUACCCUUUUAUUUUAAUUGCUACCCAGCCCGCUUCACUUCACUUCACUUUACAUCACUUCACUUUACAUCACUUCCUUGUUGGCUAUUGCUUUUUGCCGCCACGGACAAUCGGUCCUUGGAGCUGGUCUGUAGUUUAUCUCUCUUCUCUUCUCUUUUCUUUUCUUUCUUUUUUACAUUUUCAUUUCACAUUAUUUAUUCCUCUCACCAUGACAACCAAACCAAACAACCAAACAACCAAACAACCAAACAA